AUGAUUCCAUUACUACGUCAACGUUGUCCAUUAUUUUUACGCUCAACAAUUAUACGUAUUCCACCAACGACAGUUUAUGUUAGUAAUACUUCAAAUAAAAAUUCAUAUUCACUUCCUCGAACAUUAUUCAAUAUAAUACCAAAACCAUUCCAUCCUUAUGUUCGUUUAAGUCGUAUUGAUAAACCAACUGGAUCUUGGGUUAUAUUUUUACCUGGUGCAUGGAGUAUUGCACUUGCUGGUACAACAUUAACAAAUCUUUCAUUAAUUGGUCUAUUUGGUAUUGGAACAAUAUUAAUGCGUGGAGCUGGUUGUACAAUAAAUGAUCUAUGGGAUAAAGAAUAUGAUCGUCGUGUUGAACGAACAAAAUCAAGACCAAUUGCAAGUGGAGAAAUAACAAUUCGACAAGGACUUAUAUGGGCAGGUGUUCAAUUAUCAUUAAGUUUUCUAAUACUAAUUCAAUUAAAUUUUCCAACAAUUGGUAUUGGUAUUUGUUCAUUACUACCUCUUAUUAUUUAUCCUAUUAUGAAAAGGUAUACAAAUUGGCCACAAUUUUUUCUUGGGAUAACACUCAAUUGGAGUGCAUUAAUGGGUUUUACAGCAGCAACAGGUGCUGUUUAUCCAUCUGUUAUAAUACCAUUAUAUUUUGCUGGUAUUGCUUGGACACUUCAUUAUGAUACAAUAUAUGCUCAUCAAGAUAAACGAGAUGAUUUAAUUAUUGGUGUUAAAUCAACAGCUCUUCUUCUUGGUGAAAACACAAAAUUAUGGUUACGAGCUUUUUCCAUUGGUAUGAUAACACAUUUAAUUACAGUAGGUUUAAGUGUUGAUCAAACAUGGCCUUAUUAUAUUGGUUUAAUGGGAGUUGGAUAUCAUCUUCAUCGACAAAUAGAAACAGUUAAUUUAAAUGAUAAUCAAUCAUGUUGGAAUACAUUUGUAUCAAAUCGUAUGACAGGAUUGAUGAUAUUUGUUUGUAUUUUAAUCGGAAAUUUUUGUAAAUAA
Rotaria sordida is the source of this 996-nucleotide messenger RNA. The record is from the annotation of a GenBank genome assembly. Lineage: Eukaryota; Metazoa; Rotifera; Eurotatoria; Philodinida; Philodinidae.